AUGGAGCAGGUUCACAACGGCGGCGUCCCGCAGGCGCGCUUCCCUAACUGGAGCCACGCCCGGGUCCGCCAUCUCGCUAGCACGACCUACGCCAUGGUCACCGUUGGCCUCCUCCUCGCAUGGACUCUGUUCAUGCUCUCGUCCUUUUCCGGCAUCAUCGCCACUGAUCUCUGCCUUCUCUCCGUCCGCGAGUCGGCCAUUGGUGGCACCAGCCUCUGUUUCGGCACCCUUGGGUACGCGCAGCGCAUCGUGCACGACCCCAUUCGCCCCAACACAGAUGAGCUCAUCCGCACCGUCGAGGAUAUCGGGUACAACGUCACCCACGCUGUGUGGGAGUCCUACGGCGUCGCCAUCAAUGACAAGUGGGCUCUGCAUACCCGUGGCCUUGUCAUGUCGCCCGUCGCGGCCGGCGCUAUGGCUUUCGACUUUGCCUGCCAUCUUGGCCAUCACCCGGUUGGCUCUCACGCCCUUGCAAUCCUUAUAACCUUAAUCACGGUGGUUACCGAAUGGAUCGUCUUCGACGGGGUCCGCAUUGACAUCAAGACCAACGCUCCCGGACUGGAAGUCUCGGCUCUUGGUCUCGUCCUCAAGCUCCAGCUCGCCGCCUUCAUCAUGAUGUUCCUCGGCAUGCCUCUUGUCUGGCUCAGCAAGGAGCUCCACUUUGAACUCCUCCUUCGCAACGAUGAGCUUAUUGCCAACAUGCCUGUCGGCUUGGAGGUCGCUCCGGACGGUGGUAAUACUGGUGGCACUGCUCACGGCGAUCGUUUUGCUGACGUGGCCCCCUCCGACGGCCGCAUCGAGAUGCCUCGCUGCCGCACCCCUCCUCCGCCCCUCGGAGCUCCCCGCGCCUCGCCGUCCGAUACCUCGUCGCGUUCUCGCUCUCCGUCGCCCCCUCGUACUCCCUCUGCUCAGAUCCGCCGUGGCCGUCGCACCUGA
Messenger RNA from Trichosporon asahii var. asahii CBS 2479, 936 nucleotides. RefSeq lists its product as uncharacterized. The record is from RefSeq and is a predicted model, not a curated record. NCBI's taxonomy places the organism in Eukaryota, Fungi, Basidiomycota, Tremellomycetes, Trichosporonales, Trichosporonaceae. The coding region runs from base 1 to 936 and encodes 311 amino acids. The transcript has 2 exons.